Molecule: messenger RNA, 1769 nt
Organism: Gadus chalcogrammus (walleye pollock)
Lineage: Eukaryota; Metazoa; Chordata; Actinopteri; Gadiformes; Gadidae
Gene: pou3f3a
Product: POU class 3 homeobox 3a
Exons: 1
Coding region: 453-1736 (427 amino acids)
Biological process (GO): brain development; regulation of transcription by RNA polymerase II
Cellular component (GO): nucleus
Molecular function (GO): DNA-binding transcription factor activity, RNA polymerase II-specific; RNA polymerase II cis-regulatory region sequence-specific DNA binding
Source: RefSeq, a predicted model, not a curated record
CACUGCAAGACACUGGACGCGGCGUCAAGGCUUCUAUUCUUUUUUUUAGAGUUGGUUGAUCGUUUGAAUUCCAUUGACAUCAAAACCUUAAUUAUUGCACAGCGGGGUGACAACAAGCCGCAGAAAACAUCCAAGAGCUUCCUCCUUUGGUAAACAUCACAGAGACAUUUCCUAUUGAUACAGUCUUGAGAUAAUGGAUUAACCACACACUCGCGGUGUUAAUGGAAAAACAAACUUUUUUUUGGCCAAAGCUCCUUUCGUAGCGGACUGCGUGAUGACGAUGAUGAUGAUUAUGUUGAAGUCUGAUUUUGAUGCACCACUCAUAUCUUCAUAAGUCAAUUUUUUUUAGAUUAGUAACUGUAGGCACUUCUCAGCUACCGACCGGCCUAUAUGGACAGCAACAAGUAAGGUAAACACAGCACUGCAGAAGAGCGAUCACUACUCCGGCAUAUAUGGUUUGGGGAAUGGCCGCAGCCACCUCCAGUCCAUACCUCACCAGUAACAGGAUCCUGUCGUCCGGCUCCCUAAUCCACUCCGACAGAAGGGGAGGCAUGCAGCCCGGAAACACAGCGGUCACCUCGGUUUCCGGUGGCUACAGAGGGGACCCCUCCAUCAAAAUGGUACAGAGCGACUUCAUGCAGGGCGCCAUGGCAACCAGCAACGGGGGGCACAUGCUGAGCCAUGCCCACCAGUGGGUGACAUCGCUUCCCCACGCGGCAGCCGCAGCCGCCGCAGCCGCGGUGGCCGCGGCCGAGGCCGUCUCCCCCUGGUCAUCCAGUCCUCAGCCGCAGGACGUCAAGAGGAACACGGGCAGGGAGGACCUGCACCCAGGCUCUGCGCUCCACCACAGGUCUCCCCACCUGGGAGCUCACCAGGCGCACCCGGGGGCUGGCUGGGGCGGCGCGGCGUCCUCGGCGCACAUCAGCAUCUCCGAGGGACAGCAGCAGCAGCAGCAGCAGCAGUCCCUGCUCUACUCCCAGCCCGGAGGGUUCACCGUGAACGGGAUGCUGGGCUCACAGGGGGGCCAGAGCCUGAUGCACCCAGGACUCGUGCGCGGGGAAUCCCCGGAGCUCGACCACGGAGGACACCACCAUCACCACCACCACCACAGUCACCACGUGCACCAUCACCCGUCGCACCACGAGGUGAGCCACGACCCGCACUCGGACGAAGACACCCCCACGUCAGACGACUUGGAGCAUUUUGCCAAGCAGUUCAAGCAGCGGCGGAUCAAGCUGGGCUUUACCCAGGCGGACGUCGGCUUGGCGCUGGGGACCUUGUACGGAAACGUCUUCUCGCAGACCACCAUAUGCAGGUUCGAGGCGCUUCAGUUGAGCUUUAAGAACAUGUGCAAGCUCAAACCCCUUCUCAAUAAGUGGCUGGAGGAGGCAGAUUCCACGACGGGAAGCCCGACGAGCAUCGAUAAGAUUGCAGCCCAGGGAAGGAAGAGGAAAAAGCGCACCUCGAUCGAGGUGAGCGUAAAAGGUGCGUUGGAGAGCCACUUUCUGAAGUCUCCGAAGCCCUCUGCGCAGGAGAUCACCUCCCUGGCUGACACUUUGCAGCUGGAGAAAGAGGUGGUAAGGGUGUGGUUCUGCAACCGCAGGCAGAAAGAGAAGCGAAUGACGCCGCCUGGACUUCCACACACACCGGAGGACGCGUAUUCACAGGUGGGAUCCAUGAGCGCAGACACGCCACCCCCGUCGCUGGACUGUAAGAGAAUGUACAGCGACACGUGAACCCAAGGACCCCCCCCCCCGAGCACAGCCACA